Messenger RNA from Passer domesticus (house sparrow), 4573 nucleotides. RefSeq names its product USH1 protein network component sans (gene USH1G). The coding region runs from base 2910 to 4319 and encodes 469 amino acids. Gene Ontology annotation, biological process: equilibrioception; sensory perception of light stimulus; sensory perception of sound. The record is from RefSeq and is a predicted model, not a curated record. Lineage: Eukaryota; Metazoa; Chordata; Aves; Passeriformes; Passeridae. Gene Ontology annotation, molecular function: protein binding. The transcript has 2 exons.
AUUUUGGGGAAGCUGGAAAGAGAUGAGAAGAUAAGGGUUAUUUACCUAGCAGGAGCCUGAGUUGACAACACCGCUGAGCAUGGCAUGGACUGCUCGGUCACAGGGUUAUGGCCACCACAGAGCAAGGCCACCCCACCAAACCCAUCUCCCUACAUGCAUGAGGUCUCUUCCCUUGAGAGGAGAUGGUUUAGGUGAUGAUUUUGUGGUUGGCUUUCCGCUUACUGGAGCAGAACAAACACUGUGCCCCACCCUGUGCUAUUCAAACCAGCCCACUCCAUGCCUCGAAGGUUCUUGAGGAAAAGGAAGAAAUUUGCAUUUGUACCUGCUCAGUGCCAUGGUAACUCAAUCCUUUCCCACCCAUGCUGUCAUCAACCAGGAAGAUUUAGCACUAGAGAAGGGCAGGAUUUAGGGACUGGAAUUUGUGUUCUCCUUUGCUGACGCACUGCCUUUGACUUUUCAGGGUGGGAUCACCUUUCUCUGGACCUCAGGACCUUAACUCCUCUCCUUCCCAGCAGUAACCAUAUCACAAACCACAGGGCAGGUAUGAUUUAAACGUUUGUUUGGUAAGGGAACAGUUUCUGCUCAAGGUCUCUUUCACCCAGCUGUGUUUUGUGGGGAAGCUAUAGAGUCCCACGGCAGUUCUGGGUGGAUGGGGACAAGUUUUAGUCCUUGGAAUGCCUCUGUUGGAGAUGGCUCUGCUGCUUUCCCCCUUCAGGGCAAGCACAGAUCUGGGGCCAUUUGCUGUGUGUUUUCUCAGUCCCAUUCCUGCCCGCUUGUGUCCUUCUUGCUGCGCUGCAGGACAGCAAACUGAAAUGUGUGGGAUGGGGAAGGAGAGCCCAGGGAGAGCCCGGUGUGUCUGAAACGGAGUGCUGUGUUAUGUGUGUUAUAUAUGUUACUACUACACCUGCACAAUAACCGGUGUGAGGGAGGACCCCUGAGCAUCCUCGGUGUCCCUGCCGAGCUGCAGCAGCUCUGCCCUGCCUGGCCUCUGCCGAGCCACGCCGAUUCCUUCUGGGGGCAGUGCUGGAUCUCUUCUCAGUCCUCAGCCUUUCCCAGGGGAUGCCCAGAAGUAAAUCCGAGCUGAUAAUCAUGUUUUGCAGAGGGCAGAGGUUCAGAGGCCCCUCGGGCUAAACGCGCUGGUUUACCGUGCCUCUUUUGUCCUUCCCAGCCAGCAACAGAGGAAAGAGUGUUCACUGCCUCGGGCAAUGCUCCCAGUCCCCCUGGCAGCCACCGUACGGCGCAACAAAUUCAAUUAGUAACAAUACCCGAAUCAUGAAAUACCGUCGGUGAUGAAUUGCAGGUUACUGCGCUGCAAGGAUCCCAGCAACAAACACCUCAGUGGCUACUGCAUGCCAUCCGGACUGGCCCAGGGAGGCUGAGCCGGUGCGAAUGAACCUGCUGAGGUGAGCAAACCCCGCAGGGAGCAGACUCUGCCUCUGAUGCACUUCCAGGUGUCCCCGGGCAGCCGGGAUGCUGACUCUGUGUCAGCCACCCAGGGAUUAAUCACCGCAGCUUGCGUGGGUGCACCUGGCACUGCUUCAGGGCCACCCUCCUCUCUUGGGGCAUUUUUUUUUCCUUACAAAAAUAAGCUGCCUUUCUCAUUUACUUCCUCUCUGCUCAUUGCCUCCAAGCCCCCCUGAUGUUGUCUUACAGUCUUUCCCCAGUUUUCCACUCUCCUCCCAUUUCUCACCCAUCUGAUGGCUCUGUUCACCCUCUCCAAGCCCUGUGCCUGUCCCAGGGCCAUGGUGACACACACAGAGUCCCGCCCUGGAGAUCUGCAUUCCCAGAGUCAGGACAUUACAGCUAAAAUGAACACGAGAGCAGCAGGAAAUUCCUCCCCCAUGUCAGCAUGUCCCAGGGGGUACAAUCCGCCGAUUCACCCUUGGGUGUAAUGUGCAGGGACAGCUUCGUGCUUCGGUCAGCAUCCAGGCUUGGCUCCACCUUUCCGACAGCAGAGGGUGCCCGGGAACCGGGAACGCUGUGCUGGGGAAUUGCCUGGGGCUGAACAGCUCCCCGAGGGUCUCACACAGCCGGGAAUUCUGUGUCAGCAUAAAAGACACCAGAGGCAGGCACUGCAGGCACUGCAGAUCGCAGGAAGUACCGAGUUACGCACAGGGCUUGGGGGGUUUUUUAUGCUCCAGAAAGGGAAAAGAGGUGAGAAAGGGAAUGUUUCCAGCCCUUUUGAGUUUCCUUGGUUUAUCAGAUUCCCGUUGCACAGUUUGUUGUGCAGUUCCUUGGAAAGCAGAAUUCUGUGGGUAUAGGCAGGGUGGAUGUGGGAUAGGGAUGGUGUCUGGGUCUGCUGCUGUCUUCCUAGUGACACUAGGGAGAGAUAUGAAUAAAUAAAUGUUUGGGGGAUUUUUUUAGUGAGGAAAAGCUGAGCUGUGAACACCCCUGGUAUUACUUUGAAAUCAGUCUCCAAACUGCUCUUAGCCAGCUCCACCGAGAGCAGGGUUAUCCCCCCAGGUCCUGCUCUGACAGGGCUGUGAGUGGAGGCCGUGGGGGCUUGUGCUGACCCCCUCCUCCCCGUCUGGCUACUGCUGCCCCUUGGGAUGGAAUAGCUGUGGAACACGGGAUUAUUGGGCAGACACAACCCGGCAGCCUGGCAGGACACGUAAACCUGCUGAACUGCUGCUGUGCGACCCCGUGCUGAGCCCAACACAGCGAUGCCGCUUCACUGGAGCUUUUAACGCGCCGUGGAGCUGGUGCGCGUCCCGGGGAGCGGAGGAUGCUCGGGAGCCAGGGGAAGCGCUGUGGAGCCUGGCUGGCUGCGCUGGCAUCGCCUCGGCGCUUCUCAGGUGUCCCGGAGCUGUGCGAGCCCAGCGGGGCCCUGCUGGCGGCUGCCCCACGGCCGUGCCCAUGCUCUGCACGCCCUGGGCACCCAUGCGCUGGCCCGGGGACCCCUCGGCACCAUGAAUGACCAGUACCACCGCGCCGCCCGGGACGGCUACCUGGACCUGCUGAAGGAGGCCACCAAGAAGGACCUGAACUCGCCGGACGAGGAUGGCAUGACCCCGACCCUGUGGGCCGCCUACCACGGCAACCUGGACGCCCUGCGCCUCAUCGUGAGCAGAGGGGGUGAUCCAGACAAAUGUGACAUCUGGGGGAACACCCCCCUCCACCUGGCAGCAGCCAAUGGCCACCUGAACUGCCUCUCCUUCCUCAUCUCCUUUGGGGCCAACAUCUGGUGCCUGGACAAUGACUACCACACCCCACUGGACAUGGCAGCCAUGAAGGGGCACAUGGAGUGUGUGCGGUACCUGGACUCGAUUGCUGCCAAGCAGAGCAACCUCAACCCCAAGCUGGUGAGCAAACUGAAGGACAAGGCCUUUCGGGAUGCGGAGAGGAGGAUUAAGGACUGCGUGAAGCUGCAGAAGAAGCACCACGAAAGGAUGGAGAAACGGUACAGAAAGGAGAUGUCAGAUAAUUCGGAUACCAUGAGCUUUUCCAGCUAUUCAAGCAGCACCUUAAGCAAGAAGUUCCAGCACAUGUCUAUGGUGACUUCCCUGCCAUACUCACAAGCCACCAUCCAUGGCACAGCCAAGGGGAAGACGAAAAUACAAAAGAAACUAGAGAAGAAGAAGCAGGUGGACGGGACAUUCAAGAUCUACGAGGACGGCAGGAAAAGCGUGCGCUCCCUGUCUGGCCUGCAGCUGGGCAACGACGUGAUGUUUGUGAAGCAGGGCACCUACGCCAGCCCCAAGGAGUGGACUCGCCGCAAUAUCCGAGACAUGUUCCUCACGGAGGAAGACACCGUCUCCCGUGCCAUAAGCGACCCAGGUCUGCACAUGGACUCGGCCCACUCGGAGGUCAGCACCGACUCCGGGCACGACUCCUUGUUCAACCGUCCCGGGCUGGGCACCAUGGUGUUCCGGCGCAACUACGUGAGCGGCGGGCUCUUCGGGAUCGGCCGCGAGGACGGGGCCGCGCUGGGCGAGGACGGCGCCGACGGCGCGGGCGUCAGACUGCGGAGCCGCCUGCAGCGCUCGCCAAGUCUCAACGACAGCAUUGGCAGUGCCAACAGCCUGCAGGAGAGGAACGCGGAGGAGCUGCCCUGGGAUGAGGUGGAGCUGGGCUUGGACGAUGAUGACGAACCAGACACAAGCCCCUUGGAAACUUUCCUGGCUUCCCUGCACAUGUUUGAAUUCAUCUCCAUCCUGAAGAAGGAAAAGAUUGACUUGGAGGCCCUCAUGCUGUGUUCAGACAAUGACCUGAAGAGCAUCAACAUCCCUUUGGGCCCCAGGAAAAAGAUUGUGGAUGCCAUCCAGAGGAGACGACAAACGCUGGAGAAGCCAGAUGUCAUUGUAGACACUGAACUGUAAGUAGGAGAUGGGGUGUCUGGGGGUUAAACCCUUCAGCAGGGGGAGAUAAGGAUAAUGUAAGGUCCUGUUUUCAACCUUUGGAAGAGUAGGAGUCCAGGUAACCUCAGCACUUCUGUGUGUAGGCAAAUUCCUGCUCGUGUGGAAAGGAUGAGAGUUUGGAGAGGUGGUAAUAACGUUAGUUCAUUACUCAACAACCUUAAUGUAACUGGGCAGGACGUGAAACCCUUGUUUUGUUUCAUAACCCAUCUGAAUGC